GUGCAGGAAGCUGCGUCUGUCUACGUGCCUUUCACCUCGUACUGCCCCUCAUCCUGACUACAUCAGGCCGGCUCACAGGAUGCUGCGCUGAGAGGCAUCACACACUUCUCUGCAACAACAGGUGUUUGAAGAAAAAAAGAUUUAAAAAUGAGUGGAUUCUUCCAAAUGUUGAGAAAGAAAAAGGAGCUGAUCCCUCUGAUUGGGUUCAUGGCGUUUGCUGCAGUAGGAGCCACCUCGGCUGCGCUCUACUUUCUCUUCACUAAGAAUGAUGUCAUUUUGAAUAAGACCAAUAACCCAGAGCCAUGGGAGAGAGUGGACCCAUCAAAACCCCAGAAGUUCAUCACCAUCAAUCAGAAGUGGAGGCCGGUGGAGGAGCUGGAGCUGGUGAAGAAACUCACCAAGUAAAAGAAAAGGCAGACGUCUGCCAGGAAGAUCCACCAGUCCGCCGAGCUGCCGACAAGCCGACAUGCCCCCUCCCAUCAGUCGAACAGAAUCCUUUCUGCACAAACUAGGAUGCUUUGUCACUCAGUGUGCGGAAACGCUUCUGCUCCACUGGUGGGGGUUCACCCCUGCUAAGCCCAAGGACGCCCAUCCACACCCAUCCACAGCAGCAGGAAACGAUGGGAACAGAUAUACUCAUACUGUCAUUAAGUCAAAGUGGAAUAAAGACACCAUCUCACUGUGGGCUUCUGUGUUUUUUUCACAACUAGACGAUUAAUAUUGAAGAAGCUGCGUUUCAUUGGUCGUCCGGUUGAUGAAUCACACAGAAGCCACAGAUGUUAGAGUAGAUGUGAAAUGUAUGAUGGUGUGUUAAUGUGACGAUGCAACGAGGUAAAGUGAGUAAAUAAUGUUCUGUACAGUGUCAUUAAAUUAUUGUCAACACACAA
Messenger RNA from Hippoglossus stenolepis (Pacific halibut), 887 nucleotides. It is a transcript of the gene coxfa4l3, whose product is annotated as chromosome 1 C15orf48 homolog. The transcript is spliced from 5 exons. The coding region runs from base 148 to 405 and encodes 85 amino acids. The record is from RefSeq and is a predicted model, not a curated record. Lineage: Eukaryota; Metazoa; Chordata; Actinopteri; Pleuronectiformes; Pleuronectidae.